GUUGUUAGACCGACGUUGGACCGGUUAUCUCCAGAUGUAGUCGGUACUCGGAUAAGGGCAGUAUCGUGAAUUCUUCCGGACACAAAAGUUAUCUCGAUAAUUGUUGAUCCACACGUUGACGUUUUGACAUAUCAAUGAAAGAAUAAAAAUGCCGAAUUACGUGUACUCGUUAGCCGAAAAAAUACAGAUGGUGUUGCAGCGUGAGCAGGGAUUGAGCUACAGGAGCAUUACGGAUCAUUUUGCGGCAACGUAUCCUAGCAGGCCCAUACCGUCUUCGACAACGGUGAGAAACGUGAUAAAAAAAUUUCGCGAGACGGGUAACCUCAAUGGAAAAUUAGUAAAAGUGAUCCAGCCAUUGAAGCGACUGAAGGAUGAAGUGAAGCUGGACAUCUGUCUCAAAGUCGUUGAAGACCCGAGCAAACCCAUCUCUCACAUCGCUGAAGAAAUUGGUGUCGCCAAGUCUACGGCGCGAAGGGUUCUCCAACAAACUAAGAUGGGGCCGUACGAGCGUCGGAAAGGCGGUAGAAAAAAGAAAGAACCCCAUAAGUCUGAAGAUGAGGAAAAGAUGGAAAUCGCUGUCGAGCCUGAACUGCUGAUUUUGAAAGUCGAACCACUGUUCAUUGAUGAAAGCGAACCGUUUUCCACAACAGACAUCCAAAUGCCUGGAGUGAAAGUCGAACCACUUCCUCCCUCUGAGGAAAUCGACCCCUUGUUUGUAGCUAACAGUGAGCUAUGUGACGUUAAAAGUGAACCUUCUUCACCCGAAUCGUGGUGAACAUGCUGAUUGCAAAGGUCUUCGUUGAAGGAUUCAUUUCGAUCAAUUUUUGGUACUGAUAACUUGUAUGGGAUACAUUGGACACUCUGUGGCUGAACUGAUGCCCGAGAAAAUCUGUUUAUUGCUUUUAUUUCUUUUUAUUACUCAUUGGUAACUUAGGUUAGGGGAAAGUCGCAGCUGAUAUUUCCCGCUGAAAAUAUUACUGGUGGAAUUCGUUAGCUGGUUGUCCCCCUUUUGGCAAUAUAUGAAUUAACCUGAGCAUGAGAAUUGUACGACAGAGGUGCUCUAAUUGAAAUUGAAUGACCAUUCGUCAUCCCAUGAAAGAAAUGACGAAUCUUACCAAGUACGAAAUUUCCUCAAAUCACCGAGUGACUGGAAAAAGGUCAGGAAGCUUGUUGCCUUUCCAAUUUCCUUGGCCACAUGGAAACUGGAUAGUAAAUCAUCCUGUGCUUUGAGACAACAAAGUCAUUCAUUCACCAGAAAGAACAAACAUUUCGGGAGUGCAUUGAGCAAAGCGGUGGUAACUGUGUCGGCUAGAAAAGUUGACAAAGCCCAGUUGCAGAAUGUGGCAAUCAUGUAUGAUAAAUUCCAAGUAGUUGAAGGACGGAACUGUGGACUAUUUUUUAUCAAACUAGCAGAGCAGGAAAUAUGUUUAUUUUUGAUAUGUAAUCCGUUAUUUGUCCUUCUGCUAAGCUGCUUCGAUGAACACUCUUGUCUAGUAUCAGCAAAACUGAAACUGUGGCAAAAACGAUGAUGAAAACUGACUAAAAUCUGUUAAUAAAGAUUGUGACGGUAAGCAGCGAACUUUUUUCCCGACAACCCGUUUUCCACUUUCAUUCAGUUCGAACAGUGACCGAAGCGGGCCUCGAAAUGUUCGGAGAGUGCCGCAUCUGGGUCUUUAUUAAUCUAUGGUCAAAGCUGCCAAACGCACGUGUGCGGCGUGGAUAUUUUGAAGUCCCAGGAUGAUCGUUUCUUGCGCGCUAUUAUUUUGCACAAUGAGUGAAAAUACUAUUUGAAACAAGAACGUGACUAACAAAAAUCCGUAACGGGUGGUAUAUUUCACUAUGACGACAAACGGCUAUGACCGGAAAUUCAAAAAUCGUGUCAGAAAAUUGCUGACCAAUAAAAUAGGUGAAAUAUCGAAGGCCCGUUCCAAAAAACAAAAGCAAGUGAUUGAUUGUCUUACAAGAAAACGCGCCGUUAUUUCAAAACCACCACAAACAAUUACCGUCGUAGACGAUGAGUAUUCAACUGAAGUUUCGACGAAAGAUGUUGACGAAAUAUUUAACAAAAAAUUAAAAUCAGAAAAACGUAAAAAACGUCCCAGCGAAGACAGCUGCGAGACAACAAAGAAACAAAAAGUACACAAAAAAAAGCAAAAAGUUGAAAAAGAAGAAACUCCUCAAUCAGAUCAUAUAUUGAAAAAAGAAAAGGCACGUUCAAAGCGUUUGCGACAGAAUGUCUCGAAAUCUGAAAAAUUACUAACAUUUCCGACUGACAAUUUACAUCUUACGGAGAAUACUGAUCGUGAUAAUGCUUAUAUGAACGAUAAUUUGACGAAUAGGAAUCGUUACGCCUUAAAUGAUUCACUACCGAUUUCGGAAAGAAGAAAGAGAUUUGGAGAUCCAACGGUAAUAAAUGGAGUUCCAUUAAACAUGUCAAACUUGUCAAUAUUUAAUUCAUCAGUUACAUAUGUAAGCACAGAUUUUACGGCGUCAAAUUCGCGGGAUGAUUUUGGUUGCAGCUUUUUUUCUGACGCGGAAGAUUCGAAUUUGAGCACAAAUUUAAUAAAUUCCAAUAGCAAACCCACGAUCAUGGAGAAUGCUACAAUGGAUACUGAAUCAAUUGAUGGAGGUGUUAACGAAGAUAUCGACGACGUUGCGAAUCUGUUUGUAAAUACAGCCGUAGAUAUCAAGGAGUAUGAUUCGGACGUAUCGCUUGUUUCGAGUGGGGACAAAUCACAUCCUAACUCUUCCUCGACUCCGAGCAAAAACGAUUUCAGGGCAGAACUGCCGUUUCAGGAUUCGGAAAUAACAUUGGAAACCCCGUCAAAAAUAAAGCCAAAAUUUUACAGUCUUCAAAAUAAGGUUAUAGCCAUAAUGAGUCCGUCUUGCAAAUUUUACUUUAACGGAAAAUUGCGCGUCAAAGUCUUGAUCGGCAAGGUAGAAAUAUACGGGUUCGUUUUUAGUAAAAGCGAAACCGUCGUGCCUGCCGAAAUUUAUUCCCCAAGAGGGGUGAGUUUGGUGAGCAUAGAGACUGUCUGCGACAAGAUCAAUGAGAAUACGAGCACAGAAAGCAUUUGCAAUUCGUUGAGAACGGAGGGAAUCAACAUCGACGUAGCGGAAAAUCUUGCAAAGAAACUGAACGAUUCUCCCGACGGACAAGCGGUUGUGGUUUUGGAAAAUUUGGAAAACACUCUGACGAAAUUUUUGGACACUUAUUCCCAGUUCAAACUGUUCCCGAAGGUCGAAGAUACGACAAAUUAUCACAACUUGCAUCCAAAAAAGGCGGAAAAAUUAUUGCAAGCGGUAUUUCAGUACGACAAUCUGCAGGGAAAGCAGUUACAAAAAGACAGUUAUCGCGAUUCGAAUGUAUUGAAACGACUUGUGAACCAGAAUCCGAACGAUUAUCAACGAAUAUUGAUUGCUGGCGGCAAGAGCGUCGGGAAGUCGACGACUCUGCGAUAUUUCAUAAACGGUUUGUUGCCCACCCGCAAGGAAAUCGUCGUCGUAGAUUUCGAUCCUGGUCAACCGGAAUUCACGCCGUCUGGAUGCAUUUCUUUGAGCUUGAUCGACCGGCCUUUAAUCGGGCCGAAUUACACCCACCUGAAAACCCCAUUUUACCAGCUUUUUAUCGAAGAAGUUGACGUGACCCGAUGCAUUCCACGCUACGUAAAUGCGGCAAAAAAAUUGGUAGAAUACCUGAACGAAUCGACGAGAUUACAGAACAGCACAGUCGUCAUUAACACGAUGGGAUUCUGUACCGGUGUCGGAUGGGACAUCAUAGUCUACAUUAUCAAACUAAUUCACCCUUCAACAGUCGUGCAAAUAGGUAGCCAUAGACCGCAAAACAACUUCUUGCGCCCGUUGAGCAGUAAAGUGAUCAACGAGCAGAUCCCGAUUCUUUCACCAGAUCGUUUAGCUGGUCGUGAGGACGAAUAUUCACUCUGGGAUAAGGCUUGCGAUCACGAUUUACACGUGGUGCCGACGCUCGCCGAAUCGAAAGGAAAAUUCGGAGAUUUGUGGGAAAUCGGACCGCGCCAACAGCGCGAUCUCACACUGCUAUCGUACCUCAGUAAAAUUCUGAAGUACGACGAGCUCGGAGAAAAAUUUUUAUUCACUCAGUCGUUGCGAAUCAACGAUGCAGUUCCCUACUCGGUACCGUUGUCAGGUUUAACGAUAUCGUUGAUGCGCCCGGUAGUUCCGGCUUCCCAUAUUCUGGCAACAAUGAACGGAAACAUCGUCGCCUUAUGCGGGAUCGAUGAGACCCAAGAGAAUUCAGAGGAGGCUCGUGUUACGGAGGAAGUUUAUCCGAAAACUUUGCCGAGAGCGCCGUUAUCGACGUGUUACGGAUUCGGAAUCGUGCGGGGCGUCGACGUGAAGACCGGAAAGGCAUAUGUCAACACUCCGCUCUCUAUCAGCGAGUUACAAUCCGUAAAUGCCUUCGUCGGUUGCAUUCCGUUACCGGUAAAAUUGAUCGGAGGUUUGGGUCAUCGUAAUGCGCCUUACGUGAGUGAGGGGGUCAAUUUACCAACGAGCAGAGACACUAAUCGCAGAUUUUUCCGAAUGAGGCGUCACUAUGUACAUAGAUACUGAAUCGAGGGGGGAAAAAAAACAACAACAAGAAUUAUGUGCAACAUGGG
Molecule: messenger RNA, 4637 nt
Organism: Neodiprion fabricii
Lineage: Eukaryota; Metazoa; Arthropoda; Insecta; Hymenoptera; Diprionidae
Product: polynucleotide 5'-hydroxyl-kinase NOL9
Exons: 8
Coding region: 1840-4590 (916 amino acids)
Biological process (GO): cleavage in ITS2 between 5.8S rRNA and LSU-rRNA of tricistronic rRNA transcript (SSU-rRNA, 5.8S rRNA, LSU-rRNA)
Cellular component (GO): nucleus
Molecular function (GO): polynucleotide 5'-hydroxyl-kinase activity
Source: RefSeq, a predicted model, not a curated record